This is a messenger RNA of Drosophila serrata, 2741 nucleotides long. RefSeq names its product ATP-dependent DNA helicase DDX11. Gene Ontology annotation, biological process: nucleobase-containing compound metabolic process; establishment of sister chromatid cohesion. Gene Ontology annotation, molecular function: ATP binding; DNA helicase activity; DNA binding. NCBI's taxonomy places the organism in Eukaryota, Metazoa, Arthropoda, Insecta, Diptera, Drosophilidae. The record is from RefSeq and is a predicted model, not a curated record. Gene Ontology annotation, cellular component: nucleus.
UUACUGUCAACCUGUUGUUGUUGAUUCUCUGCUGCUUGGGCGCGUCGUUUUGUUUUCCCGCUUUUCGUGCCCUCAGGAAAAAUGUUUAUUAAUUGUUUUGUAGGCUGAAGAUGGCGCAAUACACGCCCCGCCAGGCGCUGGCCACGCCGGCCGCCCACGAGUUCGGGUUCCCGCACACUCCGUACGAAAUCCAGGAGCAGCUGAUGCAGGAACUCUUCCGGGUGUUGGAAAAUGGUCAGGUGGGCAUAUUUGAGAGUCCCACAGGCACCGGCAAGUCCCUGACCCUCACCUGCGGUGCCCUCACCUGGCUGGAGCGACACGAGUCCUUGGUAAAGUCCGAAAUGCUGGCGAGGAUCGUUGCCGUCGAACAGGAGCUGGAAAAGUUGCAGACGGAAGGCGAGCGGGCGACCGACUGGCUGGAGGCUCAGGGUAAGUCCCGACUACAGCGGGAGGAGCUUCAGAAGCUGCAACACGUACGGGGACUGCUGGAGAAGCGAGAACAGCAGCUGGCGGAGAUGAGAGAGCGUGUGAAGAGCAGGAAAAAGCAGAAGAGCCGAGAGUCUAGGCCGAAGGUGGAGGAAGCGAAGGAGGAGGAGCCGGCCUCUGAUUCCGACUCGGAUGGAGAGCAUGAGACUGCCGAUAGCACCGAGGAGCCCUCGGAGGAUCGGUAUCGUCCCGUACAGAUAUUUUUCUGCAGUCGCACGCACUCGCAGCUGGCGCAAAUAGUUUCAGAGCUGCGCAAGACCCCGCAUGGCAAGUGGGUGAGAUGCAUCUCCCUGGGCUCUCGCCAGCAGCUGUGCGGCAACCCCCAGGUGCGGCGUCUGAAGCAGGUUGGGCUGAUGAACGAGCGCUGCUUGGAGAUGGCCACCCAGAAGAAAUCCCAAGCGAAUCCCAGCAAGAAAAGUCGCCUUAGCGAAGCAGAAGCACCCAGCCAAGGCAGAUGUCCGUUGAAGACGCAAUCUCUGGUGGACUCCCUCAAGGACUUGGCCCUCAGUGAGCCCCUGGACAUUGAGGAAUUGGCCACGGAGGGUGCAGCAUGUGGGGCCUGCUCGUACUAUGCCUCCCGAGCUGCACUGGAUCAGGCCCAGCUUAUAUUGCUGCCGUAUCAGCUGCUGCUUCAGAAAUCCGCCCGCCAGCAGCUGGGCAUCAAUCUCAAGGGAAGCGUUCUUGUUGUGGACGAGGCACACAAUCUCCUCGAUAGUUUGGCACAGCUACAUGGCGCCGAGAUCAACAAACAGCAGCUGGAAAGGGCCCGGACCGAGAUCUCUGCCUACAAGGAGCAGUUUCAAAAGCGUUUCAGCACCAGGAAUCUCUUAAAGAUCAACCAGCUCAUCUUCAUAGUCAAGCGGCUGCUGAAAAUUCUGGAGCAAGCUGAGUCCUCGAGGAUGCUGCGUACCUACGAACUGACCGCCGAGAGUGACUUCUUUAACAUUGAUCUCCACGAGCUAUUGGAGUUCUGUGCGCGUACCCGUUUCGCACGCAAGGUGCAGGGCAAUGCGGCCAGGAUGCAAAGGGAGCCGCAGCCCAGCGAGAAUCAACCGCCAUCGGCGCGAAGUCUAAUACUCCAGCGAUUGACCAAGGAGCACGAGGAGAAGGAGAAGCCCAAGCAGGGCAAGAGGAAACUGGAGGAUAUGCAGGAACCUGCAGGGGAGAAGAAGGAGCCCACAGUGAAGCCCCUGCUGGAAGUGGCUCCCUCGCCGAUUAGACCUUGCUUGGCCUUUCUUGAGACACUCACCAGCGAUGCGGCGGAUGGUAGGAUACUGCUUGAUCCUCAGGGAGGAACCUUUAAGUAUUUGCUCCUGGAUCCCGCUGAGCAAUUUGCCGAGAUCCUCCAAGAUGCCAGAGCAAUUGUGAUUGCUGGUGGCACCAUGCAGCCCACUCAGGAGCUGAAGGAGCAGCUGUUUGCCACUUGCCAGGAUCGUUUGGUGGAGCGUUUCUACAGCCAUGUGGUGCCCGAUGAUGCAGUAUUACCCUUUGUGAUACCCAACGGCCCCAAGGGUGCUCCCCUGCGCUUUAACUUUGCCCAGCGAGGAAGUGCGGAGAUGCUUCAGGAGCUGGCCAUGGUGCUUCAGAAUCUCUGCCAGGUGAUACCAGGCGGUGUGGUUUGUUUGCCCUCCUAUGACUAUCUGGACAAGGUCCACAAGCAUCUAGAGCAAUCGGGCAGCCUGGAGAGAAUUUUACGCAAAAAGACUGUCUUUCGGGAGGUCUCCGGAUCGGCGGAUCAGCUGCUGGAGAAGUAUGCCAAGGCCAUUAAGGAAUCUUCGGAAUCAACGGGAUUGUCGGGAGCUCUACUUCUCAGUGUGGUUGGUGGCAAACUCUCCGAGGGAUUGAACUUUGCCGAUGAUCUCGGCCGAGCCGUUCUGGUUGUGGGUCUGCCCUAUCCCAACCGUCAGUCGCCGGAGCUGGAGCAGCGCAUGCGGCAUCUGGACGAGAAGCUGGGCCCCGGCUCUGGCAACGAAUUCUACAAGAAUCUCUGCAUGAAGGCGGUGAAUCAAUGCAUCGGACGAGCCGUUCGCCACAUCAGGGACUAUGCCUGCGUCUACCUGCUGGAUGAGCGUUACGCUAGUCCCAGGAUACGGGGCAAGCUGCCGGAAUGGAUAGCCCGUCACAUUGUGGAGGCGGCCGCCGGGAAGGGCGGUUUCGGGGCAGUUCAAGCCCAAACAGCAAGGUUUUUUAAGGGAAGAUAGAAACAGGAAUCUAAAUUUUUUAUAUUUCUUGGAAAAUAUGUUUUUUAUGUUUAU